Camarhynchus parvulus is the source of this 2056-nucleotide messenger RNA. It is a transcript of the gene SPATA7, whose product is annotated as spermatogenesis associated 7. The record is from RefSeq and is a predicted model, not a curated record. Bases 5 to 1708 code for a protein of 567 amino acids. The transcript has 12 exons. Gene Ontology annotation, cellular component: axoneme; ciliary basal body; photoreceptor distal connecting cilium. NCBI's taxonomy places the organism in Eukaryota, Metazoa, Chordata, Aves, Passeriformes, Thraupidae. Gene Ontology annotation, biological process: photoreceptor cell maintenance; protein localization to photoreceptor connecting cilium; protein localization to photoreceptor outer segment.
GAGCAUGGGGCUGAGGAUGCAGGGCGGCAGCAGGCGGAGCCAAGGUAAGAUGAAUGAAUGCUCAGCUCUUGUCAUUCCCAGAUGUGGUCCAGCAAGUCCAUUUAAAGGACACUUAAGUAAUAAAAGUAAUGCUUUUUGCAUUGGCUCCUCUCGAAAUCUAGCUAGCCAAUACCUGAUCAGAGAUCACAUGGUGGUUCAUUAUAACAGAGUUCUUUCAGCCAAAGCAGCUGUAGACUCUUCAUUGCCCAAAAGUAGGUUGGCCAGCAUCAAACUUGCUGACCAGCAAAGAAGAGAGAAACUGAAAAAGAAGAUAGCCAGGUGUAGAGAGAAGUUAAGUGUGUGUGAAGCUGUCUCUCCAUCCCGUCCAAGAGGCAAAGGAAGGGCUCUGCCAUCCUCUUUUAGAAAGAGUCUCUUGGAAGCAGAAGAUGGUGUCUCACCCUCUGCUGGGCAGGCAGAGUACGUAUCAGGAGCAGCAUCUUCUCACGGCGAGGAUUGCUUGGUUCACUCCUGUGCAGGGAAGUGCACCAGGAAGCACUCUCGGAACGCAGCCGGGGCGUCGUACUCCAGUGUGUGUGUGUCACGGGCCGCAGGCAGGCACUCUGUGCUGCCCCGCAGCCACUCCAUCGAGAGUUUUGUCAGCGUUAUUGGUUGUUCCCAGAGGUGCCAAGGAAACCACUCCCAGGCCGUCGGCGGGGACCUUCUAGAGAGGCACUCUGAAUGCUUCACCAAGAGCCGAAAGCCUUUCACUCCACGCACCUUAAUAUCAGAUGCUAAACCUUUCCUGUCAGAGUACAGGUUUUACACUCCUGCUCAAAGGAGGAAGAGAAAUCACCGCAAAUCACAGCUUGUGGAAGCUCAAACACAGACUGAUAUGACCAGCUUUCCACCUGAAGACAAAGUGCCUGUGAGAAAAGUUACGGGUGAAAAGCAGAAGAUCAAAUCAAAGGCUGAAGAUAAAAGAUAUACUUUGGAUGAGCCUGAGAGAGGAGUAGAUGAUUUUCAACUCUCCAUCCCAAGAGAGACAUCAUGGUGUCCUCAGAAGUCUUCAUCUUCACCAGAGAGAACUGACGAUGCUGAAGAAGAGGAGCUUUUGUAUUUAACUUUCAUUGAAGAAGUAACUAAUGAAAUUCUUAGACUUGGCGUGUUUUCUAGCAGGGUUCUGGAUCAACUGUUCAAGUGCCAUAUAGAAGAAAAUAAGAACCGCCUUGAUGAGGGCAAAAUGCGCCACAUGCUGGAUGUGCUGAAAGCAGACCUUGGCUGCGACCAGGACAGCGACACAGACCCAAUCCAUGCAGAUCAGGAGGCCUCGGGCCCACUGGAGCAGCAGAAGUGUGGUACAACAGAGGAGCUUGAGUUUGCCAGUAAAGGUCACAGGCUGAGGAAAGCUACAAAAAAUGAAGAAUUCCUUGAGACCAGGGACUUGUCAUUAACAAAACCAAACAAAUGUGGAUCACUGUCCCGGAGCAAAAGGUCAAGGGAGACACGGGGCAAGGAGGACUUCUCAGAAGAUACCACAGAAAUUAUGGGUGCUGGGAAAGAGUCUGAUUUCUGUGGUGUGGUAUUUGAAGAACACCCAGACACUUCAGCCACCUGUGAGGCAGCUUCAAAUUUGUUUGUUUGUGACAGUGAUUUUGAUGUCAAUAAGGAACUUGGUGAACUUGAUGAAAACUUUGCAGAGGCCCUUCACAUUUCACCUAACUAUUCAUAACUGUAACCAAAACUUACCUGUUAAACUGGGAUAGAGCUCCUUCUGUGGUGAACUGCCAUUUGUCAACCAAUAGUAAAUUGUUAGGUUUAUUUUCAGUUAUUUCUGUUUAAAUACUGCUAAGAUCUCUGUAGCAGGAUACUGUUAAUUGGGCAUUAAUCUCUGUGUAAAUUAGAUAUUAAAGGAUAAAGGGUCAGUUCAGGGUCAGUUAUGAGAACAAUUUUUGUAUUUUGCUCAUAAUUGUAUAACUCAAAACAAACUUGAGAAUAUUACAACUAGAUUUAUAUUUUUUAGAGCUGUAAUCAUAAGUUAUGAAAUAUUAUUGAUUUAAAGAAAUUAAUUGAUAGCGCA